AUGAUUCGUCUAGCAAAGGACCUAAACUCAGAGCCUGAGAGGAAGGAGAAUCUAAGACUUAGCCUGCUGGCUUCAGUUGUAUCAGCGGAACCCUCCCAGCCUCCCAACAGCAGCUGGCCCCCGAGUCAGAACGGGAGUGAAGCCCAGACCAGCCCGGCUGCCAGCCUCACCUUCUCCUCCUACUACCAGCACUCCUCUCCGGUGGCGGCCAUGUUCAUCGCGGCGUACGCGCUCAUCUUCCUCCUCUGCAUGGUGGGCAACGCCCUGGUCUGCUUCAUUGUGCUCAAGAACCGGCACAUGCGCACUGUCACCAACAUGUUCAUCCUCAACCUGGCCGUCAGCGACCUGCUGGUGGGCAUCUUCUGCAUGCCCACAACCCUUGUGGACAACCUUAUCACUGGUUGGCCUUUUGACAACGCCACAUGCAAGAUGAGCGGCUUGGUGCAGGGCAUGUCCGUGUCUGCGUCGGUUUUCACGCUGGUGGCCAUUGCUGUGGAAAGGUUCCGCUGCAUCGUGCACCCUUUCCGCGAGAAGCUGACCCUGCGGAAGGCGCUGCUCACGAUCGCGGUGAUCUGGGCGCUGGCGCUGCUCAUCAUGUGUCCCUCGGCGGUCACUCUGACGGUCACGCGAGAGGAGCACCACUUCAUGCUGGACGCUCGCAACCGCUCCUACCCGCUCUACUCGUGCUGGGAGGCCUGGCCGGAGAAGGGCAUGCGCAAGGUCUACACCGCCGUGCUCUUCGCGCACAUCUACCUGGCGCCGCUGGCGCUCAUCGUAGUGAUGUACGCGCGCAUCGCGCGCAAGCUGUGCCAAGCCCCCGGUCCAGCGCGCGACGCGGAGGAGGCGGUGGCCGAGGGUGGCCGCGCGUCGCGCCGCAGGGCCCGCGUGGUGCACAUGCUGGUCAUGGUGGCGCUCUUCUUUACCUUGUCCUGGCUGCCACUCUGGGUGCUGCUGCUGCUCAUCGACUACGGGGAGCUGAGCGAGCUGCAGCUGCACCUGCUGUCCGUCUACGCCUUCCCGCUGGCACACUGGCUGGCCUUCUUCCACAGCAGCGCCAACCCCAUCAUCUACGGCUACUUCAACGAGAACUUCCGCCGCGGCUUCCAGGCUGCCUUCCGUGCACAGCUCUGCUGGUCUCCCUGGGCCGCCCACAAGCAAGCCUACACCGAGCGGCCGGGCCGCCUCCUGCGCAGGCGGGUGGUGGUGGACGUGCAACCCAGCGACUCGGGCUUGCCUUCAGAGUCUGGCCCCAGCAGCGGGGUCCCAGGGCCUGGCCGGCUGCCACUGCGCAGUGGGCGUGUGGCCCACCAGGAUGGCCCGAGGGAAGGGCCUGGCUGCAGCCACAUGCCCCUCACCAUCCCAGCCUGGAACAUUUGACGUGGUCCAGAGACGGGGGAUCCAGUAAGGCCCUGAUCCUUAGCCAUGAUGCCCGGGCACAACAGCAGUAUUAGAAGAGGGUACCAAGAUGCCUCCUUGAUUUAAAAAAGAGAGAGAGAGACAGUAAGGCAUUGAGGCUCAGGGAGAGAUGACAAAGAUCUCACCUUUGGAAAUCCUACCUGACCCAGACUCCAGUGAGUCUCUAUGGUAUCCACAUUUCCAGUGGUCUCCCCAGGAAAAUGUGUCACUAGGUGGUUAGGAAGAGGUGACCUUUGUCUACACACUGAGCCCCUGUGACAGAGUGACGGAGACCCCUGUGCUGUGUUGCUGGGACAGUUCUCCUUGGCCCUUUCCUGGGAAAUGUCCAAGCUCUCUGCUUGCCAGCGCCAGUGUUUUGGUUUGUUUUAUUCCAGGAAGUGACCAGAGCCAUACCCACUUCAGCAAAUCACAGCUCUGAGCAGCUCCAAGAGGAACCCUGGGGAGCCCGUUUAGAUUGCAGGAGCUCUGGGUUGAGCCGAAGGGAAACUUCCCUCCCCUACUUCUGCCGUCCACAGCCAGGCAGAGCUUCCGGCAGUACCUAUGGCUCAGGGGUGGCAGGCAAGGGGGAAAGGAAGACAGCACAAUGGCCACUCUCUCCCUCUGGAAACAGGUUCCUGGGCCUGUGAGCAUGAACCUUUGUUCCAGCAUGUCUUCCUUGCUUACUGGGAAGGAGACAUGGGAUGUGGGGACGCCCCUGCACAACAAGCACAAACCCUUCCACUGUGUGUGGCUCACAAACCCUAAAGGCAGAGGGGAGCAGGAGAGCCUGCAUGCAUGCCAGCUCCCACCCAGCAUGUCUGCUGUCACCUUGACAGAUGCAUGAACUCCAGCUCUCAUUCAAGGUACACACGAUCACCGGGGUGGAGCAAAGCUUCUCUCCAGGAGGUGAGAAAAUGGCUUGCCCCUGCCGAUUUCUCCUGCAGCUUCAAUCAUGUGCGCUUAACCGGAUACCUUCUCACCUCCACUCCCACAGCUGCCAGAAAUUUUAGAGGAAUUAAAAAAUGGGAAAGAUUUCCAGGAUCCAGGGCUCCCAGCUCUUGCUGGCUUCUGAACACACUCCGACUGACUGGCCCUUUGCUGUUCCCAGGUCUGUCCUAAGCCGUGGCCACAGCGGUUGAAGAAACUGCCUCGCGGUUGGUUGUACACAUCCAAGCAUGUCUCUGAACACCCUCAUCUGACUCAUAAAAUGUUCUUGCCAUUUCACAAAGCGAACAAGGCCCAGUAGGGCCAGGGUCACAGGGCCACAGACAGCAGUGUUUGGAUCCUGCUUGCCCGUAUCCUGCCUUCCAGAGAAGGUGGGCAUGGCGGGGUGGAAAGCCGGAAACUUCCUGUCUAAUGAUGAAAAGGAUCGCCUUGGACCAAAUCUUAGUACUGGGGUGGGGGGAGGAAACCACCCCCAUUGUGUUGGUCUGGUGACUUCCGGCCAGAGCUGUUCUGAACUCUAUUCCUAAGUUGAUGAGGCUGCCAAGAUGCUGCUUGGUCUCCGAGGCUGGGGGUGAUCAGUGCCCACAGGCCAGAUGUAGUCUGAGCUGGCACUCUGCAAGGUCCUCAAUGUCGGUGCAGUAUCACACGCAUGACACAGUAGCCUGAGAACUGCUGGCUGUUUACUGGGAAGACUUGUGACUUCAGGCUCUAAAAAUAGGCCAGACCAAGGACUGUGUCAACCCUGUCCCUGUGA
This is a messenger RNA of Apodemus sylvaticus (European woodmouse), 3094 nucleotides long. It is a transcript of the gene Npffr1, whose product is annotated as neuropeptide FF receptor 1. Bases 1 to 1377 code for a protein of 458 amino acids. Gene Ontology annotation, cellular component: membrane. Gene Ontology annotation, biological process: G protein-coupled receptor signaling pathway. Gene Ontology annotation, molecular function: neuropeptide receptor activity; peptide binding. The transcript has 4 exons. Lineage: Eukaryota; Metazoa; Chordata; Mammalia; Rodentia; Muridae. The record is from RefSeq and is a predicted model, not a curated record.